Messenger RNA from Oreochromis aureus, 991 nucleotides. RefSeq names its product G2/M phase-specific E3 ubiquitin-protein ligase-like. Gene Ontology annotation, molecular function: ubiquitin-protein transferase activity. The transcript has 4 exons. Bases 22 to 801 code for a protein of 259 amino acids. NCBI's taxonomy places the organism in Eukaryota, Metazoa, Chordata, Actinopteri, Cichliformes, Cichlidae. The record is from RefSeq and is a predicted model, not a curated record.
CUGUACACACAGAUCGCGCGAAUGAUAUCUGUGUGUGUAAUCCAUGGCGGCGUGGCACCUAAUUUCUUUUCAGACAGAUUAUUUAAUCAAAUCUGUGGGAAACCUAGCCUUCCUGCAACCUUGGAAGAAGUGGGUGAUUUCACCUUUAAGGAAAAGCUUUUGGAGAUUAAGAACGCAACAACUGUUGAAGAUGCAAAAGCGGCCAUAGAGAAGGCAGAGGACAGUCUUGCCAUUGUUGGGGCCUGGAGAAACAUCACAACACUGCGACAGCGGGAUGCCCUGGUGCAGUCCGCUGUUGACUUCUUCGUUGAGGGCAGAUUAAAUGUGGCUUUGCAACAGUUCACAGAGGGCUUCAACACCCUAGGCCUCCUCCAGGAUAUUAGGGCACACCCUGAUUUAUUCAGAAAUCUGUUUGUGGAGGAUGUGGAACCUUUAAAAGCUGCUGACCUCUCAGCAGUAUUUCAGGUCAACUUUUCAACACCAGGAACACAUAAAAGAGAGAUCGAAAGCCAGACGAUAUGCUUCUGGAGAGACUGGCUCAUUGAUGUAGAAGAUGGAGAAUGUGCACCUGUGACCUUGGAGAAUGUCCUGGAAUUUGUUUCUGGAUCCUCUUCAAUACCCCCAAAUGGCUUUCUUAUGCAGCCCACAAUCGAGAUUCUUCCAGAGGAUUCUGGCAAGAUUUUUCCUGAGGCAAAUACAUGUAACAUUGUUUUGAAAUUACCAGUGCACAAAGAUUAUCAAUCAUUUAAAGCACAAAUGUGCAAUGCUAUACUUUGGGCACCAACAUUUGGCGUGGCAUAGAUGGACACCAUUUACAUUGUCCAUUUUGAAUACUUCACAGUGCAGAUUUUGAGUUAUUGCUUAUAACUAUUUUAUGUUUCAUAUAGCACUAUUAUGAAAGCUAUGACUGUAAGAUUAAAAGUAAUAGUUCAAUACUCUUUUGUUGUUGAAGGUUUAAAGUUUUAUAGACGGGUAUCAACAGAAAUUAGGA